CAGAGAGCGAGAGAGAGAGGGAGGGCAGCAGAGGGAGAAAAAAGGCUUAAUUAAUUCAGGCUGGAUGGGAGGGAUGUUGCUGCCGUCCCCACCGAGCCUCCAGUGCCUCUGCUGUCGUGCUGCAGGAAGCCUCGUGUGCGUGGACGACUCUGCUUUCUGCUCUGUGUUUACCGGGAACCAGACACCGGUGAGCCCAGCCUCGUCUCACUCUCUCUGCCUGACCGGAGCUUUACUCCGAAACAAGGAUGAUACACGGAGCAGCGACGGAGCAGCAGUGAGCAGAGGUCAGAGACGGAGUUUGCUGUGCCAUCCUCAGCUUUGAUUGCCAAACGCGCUUUUUAUUUUUGUAUUUUUGGCUUUCAAAGUGACAUUUUGGAUAUUUGGAGCACCUCGACAACUUUUCAGACCAGCAGCUUUGGCAGUCUGGUUGAAUAUUAUCAUCUUUCCAGUUUCAUCCUCCAUGUGGCCUCAGCUUUUUAGACUUUCUGCCUCCUGUUUGCCUGCGAAGUGAGGCAGGGAUGACAUCCAAAAAGCUUUUCGCCUUAGUUUUAUUUCACAGUCUGACUCAAGGAUAGCCAUCAAUCCCCACAGCGGCACACGAGGACGACAAACUCACUGACACAGAGCCCCUGCCUUCGGCUUCAGGCAGCAUGGGAGACGGGAGCUGGGUCUGUCUGAGCCCUGCUGAGUUCGGACAGCUGCAGAAAUACAGCGAGUACUCAACAAAGAAGCUGAAGGAUGUGCUGGAGGAGUUUCAUGGUGAAGGAGUCCUCUCCAAAUACAACCCGGAGCAGCCCAUCGACUAUGAAGGCUUCCAGCUAUUCAUGACCACGUACCUGGAGAACGACAUCCCCGAGGAGCUGUGCCAGCACCUCUUCACCUCCUUCAAGAGCAAAACAGGAGGAUGCUCACCUGAGCCGUCACGAGCAGGAACCAGCUUACUGGAGGCCCGCUCCAUUGAUGCAGGAAUCUCUAUUCAGACUGAAGUGGCCUGUGCUCCCAUUACAGGGAUGAACGGGAAGAGCAUCCUGUCCGCAAUGGGUCGACACACACCCGAGCACUCCAGCGUCAUAAGCACGCCCGGCUCUGGAGCAACCACCUCCCCGUGUUCAUCCCGCUCAUCCUCACAGCGUUCAGGGACAGGGGCCCACACACCAGGAGGGCCCCAAAGAUCACCCGCCAACAAUCAGGUCAAAUCCUCAGAGGGCUGCAGCAACGCUCUGACUCCCAACGCCGGUCCUGCCAGGUCGCCGGUGUCGCCAAAACUUUCACCAGAGAGGAGUCACUCAGAGAAACAUCUGUCAUUGCGGAGGAGCCCAUCCCCUCAGAAAGGCUCCCCCCUGCCAUCGCCCCAGGUGGUCUUUCUCAAGGACAUUGUCUGCUACCUUUCUCUGCUGGAGAGGGGGACACCAGAGGACAAGCUGGAGUUCAUGUUCCGGCUCUAUGACACGGAUGGCAACGGGGUCUUGGACAGCUCGGAGCUGGAUCGGAUCAUCAACCAGAUGGUACAUGUCGCUGAGUAUCUGGAGUGGGAUUCGACAGAACUGAGACCGAUCCUGAAGGAGAUGAUGGAGGAGAUCGACUUCGACAGAGAUGGGACAGUCACACUGGAGGAGUGGAUCAGAGGAGGCCUCACCACCAUCCCUUUACUGGUCCUGCUGGGCAUGGAUACGAAUGUACAGGAGGAUGGCCAGCACGUUUGGCGUCUGAAGCACUUCAACAAACCAGCCUACUGUAACUACUGCCACACCAUGCUGCUGGGAGUCCGUAAGCAGGGCCUCUGCUGUUCCACGUGCAAGUACACGGUGCAUGAACGGUGUGUUUCUAAAGACAUCGCCGCCUGCAUCAGCACCUACGCCAAGUCACGCAGACACACAAACGCUAUGCAGCAUAUCUGGAUGGAGGGGAACUCUCCGACUAAAUGCGACCGCUGUCACAGAAGCAUCAAGUGCUACCAGGGCCUGACGGGACUGCACUGUGUGUGGUGUCAGAUCACUCUCCAUAAUAAAUGUGCAUCCAACGUGAAGCCUGAGUGUGACGGAGGAGCCUUAAGGGACCACACUUUGCUGCCCUCGUACAUCUGCCCCGUCGUCCUGGACCGUCAUUCUGUGGUUAAACGGGGUGAAGGGGAGUCUCCGCCCAGUACCAGCCCAGACGACAUCAACCAGACCUUUAAAUUCUCCCCUGGAGACGGACAAGCUCUGCAGAUCACUCCCCUCCCAGGGUCUCACCCCCUCCUGGUACUGGUCAACCCGAAGAGUGGAGGGAGACAGGGAGAGAGAGUUCUGAGGAAGUUCAGGUACCUCUUAAACCCAAGGCAGGUGUACAGUUUGGAUCAAGGAGGACCAAUGGUGGGGCUCAACUUUUUCCAUGAUGUCCCUAAUUUCCGGGUGCUCGCCUGUGGAGGAGACGGUACAGUGGGCUGGAUCCUCGACUGUAUAGAUAAAGCAAACUUUGCCAAGCACCCUCCAGUGGCCAUCCUCCCGCUGGGUACAGGGAAUGACCUCGCUCGCUGCUUACGCUGGGGAGGAGGUUACGAAGGCGGCAGUUUGCUGAAGUUCCUCCGGGACAUUGAGCACAGCACAGAGGUCGUUCUGGACCGCUGGAACAUCGACAUUAUCCCCGAUGACAAGGAGGAGAAGGGGGACCCUGUCCCUUACAGCAUCGUCAACAACUACUUCUCCAUUGGAGUGGACGCCUCCAUCGCCCAUCGCUUCCACCUGAUGAGGGAAAAGCAUCCUGAGAAGUUCAACAGCAGGAUGAAGAACAAGCUGUGGUACUUUGAGUUCGGCACCACUGAGACAAUCUCUGCAACCUGCAAAAAGCUCAAUGAAUGCAUAGAAGUUGAGUGCGACGGGAUCAUCCUGGACCUGAGCAACACCUCCUUAGAAGGCAUCGCCGUCCUCAACAUUCCCAGCAUGCAUGGUGGCUCCAACUUGUGGGGUGAGUCGAAGAAGAGGAGGAACUACAACCGCAUGAGCAAGAAGGUUCCUUACAUGAUGCCAUCGAGCACCGUCACGGACGCUAAAGAGCUCAAGUUCUGUGUGCAAGACCUCAGUGACCAGCUGUUGGAGGUGGUCGGCCUAGAAGGAGCGAUAGAGAUGGGUCAGAUCUACACCGGGCUGAAGAGUGCCGGACGCAGACUGGCUCAGUGUGCAAACGUCACCAUCAGGACGUCCCGGCGGCUGCCCAUGCAGAUCGAUGGCGAGCCCUGGAUGCAGCCCCCCUGCACGGUCAGGAUCACUCACAAGAACCAGGUUCCAAUUUUGCUGGGCCCACCUCAGAAGACGCCAUUCUUUUUCUUCAAGAGACGCAACCGGAGCCGUGACUAGGACUUGUGCAUGCAAACACCAAAUCACACAUGGACAGUUCAUAUUUACGCACACAUAAAUGCCACUGACUGUAUAGGCAGCUCGAUUGGACGACAUAUGUUAAAGACUGAAAGUGGCAAGUUUAAAAAUGGGAUAACAAGUGGAACAUUCCUUCAAUCAGGAUGCCAACAGAUGAUUUAUUCCCAAAGGAAGGCACCUGAAAUGAAUCGACUCCAAAUCUAGACCAGUCUGUGUACCCUUCUAGUCUCAUCUCCAAACUUCAGGCUUAGCCACUUGCAGCAGCCUAGUCUCUUCAUCCAAGGCACACCCUGCCCGAAAAACUCAGCCAUAUGCCAGUACCGCACUGCCCGCUAAAUCCAGCUACAACUGCUGGGAUUCCCUCAAUAAAGUAGAGGAAGUCAUAGUGAGAGAAAAAUGGGGGAGUUACACAAGUAGGUUGAAUGAAAAAUGAGGAAGAAUCUCCAACACACUACAGUGGAAGGGGGAAGAGUGGUGUGGCAGUCAUCGCUGCUGUUUACAAGAGAAUGGCGAGUAGAUAAAGUAAGAUCCACCUCUCGGUUUAAAACACCUGUAUAAAUAAUGCAUCAGUCCAUGCUUGUAAGAGCACUCGCUGCGGGCCUCCCCACAGACCAACAGCACGGUACAGCCCAGAACCAGAGGAGAGGAAAGAGCCUCAUCCAUUAUUGAGUUAUUUUGUUUGUGGGUUGACGGCAGUGGGGCGUAACAGUGGCCUGGAAACAUGCAGAGAGUUUAGCCCCUUAGCAUCACUGGCCUACAAAAACAGACCCUGUGCAGACUGGAGCAGCAGGAAGAGGAAGCGUCUAUCAAGAUGAGCAGUUGGAAUGACAAGAUUCUGGCUUUAAAGAUGAGAUUAGAGACAUUUGUUGUUCUUUGUCUAAGUUUAACGGACUCUCAAGGUGUCGGUGGGCCUAGGUUUGUGUACAAUGCGCACUGUUCAGAUCAAAAGCAGAGCAAAUUUUUCAUGCUGCAUAAAAUCAAGUCAAUACAAGAUGUAAAUAGCUUCAAAUUUAGUUUUUUUGCUGAUUUGCACCAGUUGAAUUUGUGCAGGAAAUUUGUGUACAGGUUGCUGUGCUUGUGCCAGUCCUUGGCUGAGAGGGUUAAGCCAUCACAUACAAAUUUUAUUUACUCAGCUUAGCAUCACUUCCAGCAUACAUGCAUAUUCUAGGACUGCUUCCAGCGUAAAUGGUAAGGGCUCUUUUAAGUGUAUUUCUCCCUCAGUAUGAGAACUUUAGGAAUGAAAACAAAGCGUUGGUUUUCUGAUUAGUAAAUUCACCUUAUAAUUUUAUGUUUUGUUGAACAGGAUCCUCAAAUCAAACAAAACUUAUUCUAAUGCUUUAACUAAGACUAAAUCUCUAAAAGCUGCCAAAAUUACCUCUGGAGUCUGUAAAGACCAUUUCAGACUAAAUGAAUUUUGCCACUUUUUGACCCAGUUUCAUUGCCAUGAAUUGUCAAAUAGUGCCAAGUGUCCCUAGUGGAACAAAAUCAACAAUGCAUGUGAAAUGUGUAAAAGCAAAAUUAAAAGCACUCUACAGCUUAAAAGAUGACUGUAAGUCGGUCCUUUUCCAAGAAAUCCUUGCACCAAGCCAGACAUAGCUCUCAACUCACCAAACCAGCUCUGGAUAAGAUGUUGAAUUUAAAUCAGCCCUGUGCAGCUCCCAGUGAAGCUAUGUAGUCAGAAACCAUGUACUGGUCUUUUGCUUGUCUGGCAGGGUGAAUUUUUGCAGUUUGUUUUUAAUCUGCUUUAAAGAAACACAAAUUACUUAGUGUUCAAACUCAUGGGAGUAAACAACAUGAAAUUUUGCUUCGCUUUUGACCUGUACUCAUCUGAAAGCCACCACCAAAACUGAAUCAACAGCUCUGAUGAACUGUAUGCCAACGGAUCUUUCUACUGGGUCAAGGAUUGAAAUAAAUCCCCUCAAGGGUAAAUCAGCAGGCCCCCGAGGGUUUUAUUUACCACAGCAGUGACAGAGGGACUAAAUUUAUCCCUCUAUUUCAGGGAUGCUCUAUCUCAACUCCAGUGAAACCCUAUGCCUAAUUACCGUGUCAAACAUCAACUCACAAUGUCAAGAGUGCUGUCACUGUGCAAAUCCUGGAGCCUGCCCUCGCUGCACGCUGCUGCUGGGCGGCUUUACUGCAGUCAUGGUUUGUUUGACCAAGCCAAAUGAAGACGUGAUGAUAAUAGAGGAGACGGACAAACCAGGGGGAAUUGUAUUUUCACACGAUGGAAAAAUGGAUGUAUCACUGAGAAACUGUCGACCAGAGAGCUCUUAGUUCAGUGUUUUUAUAAACACUAUUCAUAUUACUGUCCCCACAUUACAAAUAUAAUAUACAGUAUGUGCAGAAGGAUUAUAUGUAUAUAUAUGGAAGGUAGGUGUAGCUCACAUAUACUGUACACGCGAAUGUGGUUUAAUAUAUCUUUGUUAUUAAUGUGGAUAUCUUAGCUUAGAGGGGUUCAGAUCAGUAUUCUUCACCCAGCAGAGCUGCUGCAGUCACUCUCUGGAGACAGUUUUCCCUUUUUGUCUAACUCAGAUUGCUUUAACUAUAAAACAAAAAAAUACUAGACUGCUCAAAUGUACUUAUGGGGAGUAUACAUUUUUAAAAGUAGUCUUUUUUUUGAUAGUCGUGUGCUCAAAAAUGUAAUCACAGCAUGCAUACUAGUUGUGAUCAUGGAAAGUCUGAAGAACACCAUGGACUUAUCCAUCGCUGUUCCUGCAGAAUUCCAUGGCAAUACUUUUAACCAGAUUAUUUGGUCUGAUCUGACAUGAUGGACCCACUGUUCUCCAUCUGUCAUCCCCGAUCCUAACAAACCUUUACUACAAGUCUGUGGUGAGACACAUUAAACAUAUCCUUAUCACACUGUUGAUGUUUAUUUGGAGAAAAGAUUCAUGAUCUUGCUUUAGAGAAAAUAUUCUCAGUUAUGGAGGGGAAAAGACCUGAAGUUGAGAUUAUUUUAUUACACAUGCUUAACAAAUUGGCAGCUAGAGUAAUCUCAGUCUAAGCUCUCUGUGGACUAAUAUUUGAUCUGUUAAAGAAAAGUCAGACUGAAAGAGAAUGUAAAUGUCUAAGUGUUAAAAAUCUGAGUUGGACAUUUGUAGAAAACUGUCUUGAAUCCUGCUGACUCUAACCAGAGAGAGACUGUUGAGACGCUCUGAUGGUUCACACUGAGCUCCACUUUAGGGUCCGGCUUUGACGCCUUUAGACUCUGGUUCCCUUUAAAAAACCCUGAGUCAUCACUCUUGUACCCGGGCUCAAGGCAAACA
Molecule: messenger RNA, 6613 nt
Organism: Cheilinus undulatus (humphead wrasse)
Lineage: Eukaryota; Metazoa; Chordata; Actinopteri; Labriformes; Labridae
Gene: dgkg
Product: diacylglycerol kinase beta
Exons: 26
Coding region: 651-3332 (893 amino acids)
Biological process (GO): lipid phosphorylation; intracellular signal transduction; diacylglycerol metabolic process
Cellular component (GO): plasma membrane
Molecular function (GO): ATP-dependent diacylglycerol kinase activity; calcium ion binding
Source: RefSeq, a predicted model, not a curated record